AUGCUAACGCUCGGUCAUCAUCCACAUCACCGCUACAUGUUUCCAAAGUUGUUUCUGAUGUCAUUCCAACGGCUAUUCCUGCAUGGAGCAAUCCAAGUCGUACAAUCUGCGUUCGCGAGACCCGGUUUCGGAAUUGAAUCGGAGUGGGGAAGUGCCCAGGCCUUUAAGAUCGGGGAUGACGAUCUGGGCAUGGGAUAUGAAAUCUGCAACGGCGACGAUGGGGCCCUUCAAAGCUCGGAAGAUGAAUGGGAAGAUUCCGACAGAGAACAAUCGGACACGGCCGCCGCGAUGUUGGAGGGUGAACUUCUGGACGAGCCAUCGGCUGCCCGAAUGCAGCAGGACGAUGAAACUUUGAAUACAGGAUUCGUUUAUCUAGCCCCCAUUCGAUCCUUCAAGAGGCAUAGCGAAGAAAUAGAUGACAAUGACGAAGAGUCCGAGACUUUAAUCGUACGAAAACGUCACCGCUCUGCCCCUGAAGUCGGCGGAACUGCUACGUUGGGGCCGGAACCUGCCUAUCAAGCCGCUUCGGUCAAGGGGCGCGGCAAAUAUGUUCCGCUAUCGGCUUGGUCCAAGGAAGAGAAAAGCGCAGCCACGUUAUUGGUGGAAGAUCACCCUAACAUAAGCAUCAAUGAGCUCUACGAAUGGUCGCGGCGCCGCGGACACCUGAUCAAGCGCAGCAGCAUCAAAGCUUUUAUCGGUCGAGUAAAAGCAGGCCAAGAAGCCACCAGGAAAAGGGGCUCAGGCCGUCCGCUUAGCUUGUUGGAUCUGCAUAAAGAAGACUUAGAGACCGCCGUCGAAAUGAACCCAAGAAUUUCUAGCCGUCAGCUUGCGGCUGUCCUCGGCAUUCCACGGACCUCCGCGCAGUUAAUGUGCAAGCAACUUGGCUACCAUCGGUAUAAAAUGGUCGAGGAAGAACUCCUUGAUCUUCCUCACGGCAAGCCCACUGGCCCGGGAUUUACAAUCUGGGGUGGUGUUGCGGGCAACGGCAAGAAAUUGCCCUUGCUACUACUGGAGCAGGGCCAAACAGUCGGUGGUCGAGAAUAUCGGUACUUCUUGGAGAACCACAUCAUUCCGACUGCCGAGCGGCUGAUUGGCCACGAUUUUAUCUAUCAGCACGACUGGGCCCCUGGGCACAAUGAUUCGAAGACACAUCAAAUGCUUAUUGCGAAGGAAAUCCGAUAUUUAGAUCGGAGCGAG
Messenger RNA from Mesorhabditis spiculigera, 1197 nucleotides. The record is from the annotation of a GenBank genome assembly. NCBI's taxonomy places the organism in Eukaryota, Metazoa, Nematoda, Chromadorea, Rhabditida, Rhabditidae.